Molecule: messenger RNA, 471 nt
Organism: Triticum turgidum subsp. durum (durum wheat)
Lineage: Eukaryota; Viridiplantae; Streptophyta; Magnoliopsida; Poales; Poaceae
Source: the annotation of a GenBank genome assembly
AUGCAAGGCUCGAUGCAGUUCAAGCGGGCGCUGCUCAAGAGCCUGCUCCUAGGUCUCCGGGAGCGUGGCGUCGCGUCUAGGGAGAUGGGCUUCCUCGAGAGGAAGCGCGCCAUCAGGCGCGCCGCCGACGCCGCCCUCGUCUCGGCCAGGGGCUCCGACGCGACGCGUUGGAGCCAGGCGCUGGAGACGCAAUGUCGGCCGUCGACGAGCAAGAGGGUCUUGAGGAGGUGCCACCGGCCUAGGCCGAGGAAGGCCGGCACGGCGGCGAGGCCGAGGGGCUCGGCUGGCGUCGUCGCGAGGGCCAUGCUGAGGAAGAGGACGCAGGUCUUGAAAGGGAUCGUCCCGGGAGUGCAAGCCGUGGACGAUGAGUGCACGCUGCUGGGCGAAGCCUUGGACUAUGCCGUGUGUCUCAAGGCUCAAGUUGAUGUAAUGCAACUUCUGGUGAGGGCUCUUCAAGCUCCGAAACAAUAG